Rhipicephalus microplus (southern cattle tick) is the source of this 1386-nucleotide messenger RNA. RefSeq names its product chitinase-3-like protein 1. The record is from RefSeq and is a predicted model, not a curated record. Gene Ontology annotation, cellular component: extracellular region. Gene Ontology annotation, biological process: chitin catabolic process; carbohydrate metabolic process. NCBI's taxonomy places the organism in Eukaryota, Metazoa, Arthropoda, Arachnida, Ixodida, Ixodidae. Gene Ontology annotation, molecular function: chitin binding; chitinase activity.
AUGGAAGACAAUGACGCCCCCGCUGCUCGCCGCAGUACCUCGCGACGUAUUUCCAACGACGACGAAUCCAUUCUGCGCUACAUAAUGCGCGACCAGAAUUUUUGCCUCAUGGCUUUGCUCGUCCUCGGUGUGCUCACUGUGACCAGCGCGUGCAUCGCCAUUGUCGCGGCCGUUUUCGAGCACUACUGGACGUCAAUCAACGACGACGCCGUACCGCAGAUGGGGGUCACCUUCGCUGCAAGUUCGGACGCCCAACAACAGUACGGUCGGUCUGGUGCUCAAAUCGCCAUGCAACGACAAUCAGACGAAGACGCGAGCCGCAUCGUUUUAUGUUUCGCGAACUACAGCGCUGCACCCGGCUCUCCGCACCAUUUCGACGUGGACAACGCGUCGGCCAUACUCUGCGACGCGCACGUCUUCGUAUCCCUGGGUUUAGACGUGGAGAAGCGAGACUUGCGCUUCAAGCGCCCCGUGGAAGAUGCCGAGGCACUGCUUAAAAUGGUCGCGCUCUCGGCGCCUACUUGGGCCUGCGUCGGCGGCGAGGCCGCAGAUUCGGAAGACUUCCGCCUACUGAUGCGCGAGAGGAGGUCGCGGCUCGCGUUCGUGCACAACGCGGCAUCCUGGUCGCGUCGAAAUGGACUCACCGGUCUGGUUCUCUACUGGAAGUACCCGACCCGAGAUGAUCGCACCAAUUUCAGCACUUUCGUGAACACCAUGCGCGUCGUUUUUGACCAGGAGGAACUCCGAGUGAGCGUUGUUAUACCGUGGGAUGCUACCAGGAGACGCGAAGGCUACCACGUCCCCGCGCUCUACAGCCGGCUGGACUUCGUCGUCGUGGACACACACCGGACCGUGAACCCGGCAACAUUCCCGGUCGCCACGUGCCAGAGCCCGAUGCGGCCAGUGUUCAGGGCACGCCACAACGGUCAGAUGGGUCUUUCCUCGGUACUCGAUGAUUUGUCUAUGGUCACGGAUCACAUGCUUGUAAAGACCGUGCUGAGUGUCUCGUUUGCCAGCACAACGUUUACCCUCAAGCGACACUGGAUAAAAAUGACCCGUGCAGGAAUGAGUGUUCUAGGUCCCGGCCGGCCCUUUCGCCACACAAAUAGAUCAGGUCUGGCGAGCUACUAUGAGGUUACCGAAGCACUGAUACGCAACGCCUCGCAGUGGCACCGCGAAGUAGAUGGCUUCUCACGCUGCUCCGUGGCCUAUUCGGAGGACCAGUGGAUCGGCUUCGAAGACCGCGCGAGUCUGCGCUCUAAGCGAGCUGUGGUGCGAAGGACUUCCGGUCUUGCUGUGUGGGACAUAACCAUGGACGACUUUGCAGGGGAUUUGGGGCCUACGUGGCAGCUCCUGCGUGAAGCUCAUGAUUUGGUGCAUGGCUAA